UCUCCUGCGGUUCUGCUGCAUCCAGGGCCAGCUCAUCCCGACAGGGACCCAUCCCAGUGAGGGGGUCCCUUGCACCCACCUCCCCUCCCAGGCCUCCAUCACACCCCUGGGGCUUCCCCUCCUGGGGACAUUUCUCAAUCCUGCUUAAUCACUGGGGCGGCCUCAGGGAGGAGGAAGCCAUGCAUGGCUUACCAUAAAGAAGCGCUCAUACCAAGCCUGGCCCAGGACCCAGCGCUUAGAGGUCAUGAAGCUGGGAUUUAUCUGGGCUCUGCUCUCCCUCCUGGCCGGGUGCAGCUGGGCACGUACUCGGGCCAUCGGAGCUAAGGAAUGUACCCGCAACUCACAGCCCUGGCAGGCUGGCCUUUUCUUCCUCACCCGGCUCUUCUGUGGGGCGACGCUCAUCAGUGACCGCUGGCUACUCACAGCUGCCCACUGCCGUAAGCCGCAUUUGUGGGUCCGUCUUGGGGAGCACCAUCUGUGGCGGUGGGAGGGUCCAGAGCAGCUGUUCCUGGCUACAGACUUCUUCCCCCACCCGGGGUUCAACAAGGACCUCAGCGCCAACGACCACAACCAUGACAUCAUGCUGAUCCGGCUGCCCAGGCCGGCGCGUCUGGGACCUGCUGUGCAGCCCCUCAACAUCAGCAAGACCUGCGUCUCCCCAGGCACUAAGUGCCUCAUCUCAGGCUGGGGGGCGGUGUCCAGCCCCAAGGUGCAGUUCCCGCUCACACUGCAGUGCGCCAACAUCAGCAUCCUGGAGCCCAUGCUCUGUCACUGGGCUUAUCCAGGCCACAUCUCAGACUCCAUGAUCUGUGCGGGCCGGUGGGAAGGGGGCCUGGGCUCCUGCCAGGGUGACUCUGGGGGCCCCUUGGUUUGCAAGGGGGCCCUGGCGGGCGUGGUGUCUGGGGGUGGUGAGCCCUGCUCCAAACCCCGGCGACCCACCGUCUAUACUAGCGUAUGCCACUAUGACGAGUGGAUCAGAAAAACCAUCGAGGCAAACAGCCCGUAGGGUGUCACUGCAGUGCUCUGCCGCAACAGUCUACACCCUGGACCUCCGGUUGCCCCGGAGACCAAACUCUGUAUGCUCAGUCUCCGCCCCCGCAAGUUGCCGACUACGGUUGGCCACGCCCCCUCAUAGUGGCCAGGCCCCGCCCUAGGACGUCACCGAGAGCUGGCACCACCCCCUGGAAAGGUCCAGGUGUGGCUCCGCCCCAAGGAUCACACCUACUAAAUAGUCCCGCCCCCUAACUUUGCCCAAUGGGACUUCUAUAGAAGCCACUCCUCUUGGCCACGCCUCCUCCACCAGAAGAUCCGCCCCUGUGACGUCAUGGCGCAGCAGCUCCGCCCACGUGGAACUCCACCAGUGUCGGCUCCUCCCCUCGCGGCCCUGCCCUGGGCGUGUCCUGGGUUUGAAUCCAGGCGGGGACUCCACCGGAGGAUGCUUUUCUGAGCCAAUGGGCUAUUUUACAAUAAAUGCCCCUUUCUUCGG
This is a messenger RNA of Chinchilla lanigera (long-tailed chinchilla), 1486 nucleotides long. RefSeq names its product kallikrein-related peptidase 9 (gene Klk9). The record is from RefSeq and is a predicted model, not a curated record. The coding region runs from base 245 to 1006 and encodes 253 amino acids. Gene Ontology annotation, biological process: proteolysis. NCBI's taxonomy places the organism in Eukaryota, Metazoa, Chordata, Mammalia, Rodentia, Chinchillidae. Gene Ontology annotation, molecular function: serine-type endopeptidase activity. The transcript has 5 exons.